Molecule: messenger RNA, 3180 nt
Organism: Rosa chinensis
Lineage: Eukaryota; Viridiplantae; Streptophyta; Magnoliopsida; Rosales; Rosaceae
Exons: 3
Coding region: 1-3180 (1059 amino acids)
Source: RefSeq, a predicted model, not a curated record
AUGGAUGAGGAAAUUGAAACUGACAACGAGGAUGAUGAUGACAAUGCUUUGAUGUUCGACAUGUUAAAUGAUGUUCAAGGGCGUACAAAUAUGGAGAUGGACGAUGAGGAGGCAAGGAAUGACAACAAUACUCAUGCUAACAAAUAUGAUUAUUUGUUUGAUGAAGCCCAACGAGAAUUGUACCCGGGUUGUACAAAGUUCUCUGCAUUAUCUUUUAUUUUAAAGUUAAUGCAUGUCAAGGUACUUGGUCGUUGGAGCAAUAAAAGUUUUAAUAUUUUGCUCAAAAUGUUAAAAGACUCGCAUCCAGAAGGUGCAUCUAUACCAGCAUCACAUUAUGAAGCUAAAAAAAUGUUGCGAGAAUUAGGUUUAGGGUAUGAAUCCAUACAUGCAUGCAAAAAUGAUUGUGCAUUGUUUUGGAAAGAGAAUGAGAAACUUGAUAAAUGUCCUGAAUGUAAUGAGCCAAGAUACAAGUCUAAUGAUGGAAAACGCAAGAAAGUUCCACAAAAAGUAUUGCGCUAUUUUCCAUUGAAGCCGAGACUGAAGAGGUUAUUUAUGUCGAGACAUACGGCGACUGAUAUGAAAUGGCAUAAACGAAAAAGACAGAAUGAAGAGGGUUUUCUUCGGCAUCCAGCUGAUUCUGAAGAAUGGAAGAAGUUUGAUGAAGAGUAUCCUGAUUUUGCUGCAGAUUGUCGAAAUGUUAGGUUGGGGCUUGCUACAGAUGGUUUUAAUCCAUUUGGAAACAUGAGCACUAGUUAUAGUAUGUGGCCAGUUAUGCUAGUGCCAUAUAAUUUGCCACCUUGGAAGUGCAUGAAGGGAAUGUUUUCUAUGAUGUCAUUGCUUAUACCUAGUCCUCGAGCACCUGGAAAAGAUAUUGAUGUAUAUCUUCGUCCAUUAAUAGAUGAGUUGAAAGAAUUGUGGGAGGUUGGGGUUGAAACUUUUGAUGUUUCUGUUGGGAAAAUUUUUAAUAUGCGAGCAUGUGUGUUGUGGACUAUAAAUGACUUUCCUGCUUAUGGAAAUUUAUCUGGAUGGAGUACUAAGGGGUAUAAAGCCUGUCCUAUUUGUAACAAAGAUAUAACUUCAGAGGGGUUAAGAGGAAAAAUAUGUUACAUGGGUCAUCGAAGAUUUUUGUCUCUUGAUCAUGAGUGGAGAAGGAGUAAAGAUUUUAACGGUUUAGCUGAAAAUCGUCCUCCUCCUAGAUUUUUUUCUGGGGAUGAUAUAUUAAUGCAAUUAGAUCGUGUUUACAAAGCUAAACCUGGUAAACAUCCUGACAAUCCAGAUCUAAAACGGCAGCGUGGGCCUCAUGAGCUAAAUUGGACCAAAAAGAGUAUUCUUUUUGAGUUAGAGUACUGGUCAAAGCUUAGGUUGAGACAUAAUAUUGAUGUGAUGCAUGUUGAAAAAAAUAUAUGUGAUAGUGUCAUUGGAACUUUGUUGGAUAUUGAUGGAAAAACAAAAGACACAAAAAAGGCUCGUUUAGACUUGGCAGAUAGGAAGAUAAGGAAGGGAUUGCAUCUCAAACGUCAAGGUAAUAAAUUAAAGAAGCCCCAUGCCAGAUAUGUGCUGAAAUUGGAAUAUCGUAGACUUUUCUGUAAGUUUCUUAAAUUUGUCAAAUAUCCUGAUGGGUAUGCUGCCAACAUCUGUAGAAAUGUGAACAUUGUCGAUGGAAAGAUACAUGGACUAAAAAGUCAUGAUUGCCAUGUUUUACUUCAACGUCUCAUCCCUGUUGGUAUUCGUUCGUAUUUGGACAAGGAUGUGUGCACUGCACUUGUUGAGCUGUGCAUUUUCUUCCAACAAUUAUGUGCGAAAACUUUAAAAGUAUCCGACUUGGAAAGAAUGGAGAAAGAGAUAGUUUUGAUACUGUGCAAAUUAGAGAGAAUUUUUCCACCGGCCUUUUUUGAUGUAAUGGUUCACUUGGCAGUUCAUUUACCUCGUGAAGCUAUGCUUGGAGGUCCUGUUACCUUUCGGUGGAUGUAUCCUAUUGAGAGGAAUUUGGGAACAUAUAAAAAGUAUGUUACAAAUAAAGCUCGACCUGAAGGUUCUAUUGCAGAAGCAUAUAUUGUUAAUGAAGCAGUUACAUUCUGUUCUAUGUAUUUUCGUGAGAUUGAAACCCGUUUCAAUCAAGCAGAACGGAAUGUUGAUGUAGAACAUGACCAAGUAGACAGUGAUUUAUCGGUGUUCUCUCAAAAAGUUCGUCCAUUUAGUGGAAAAGAAUAUAUAUUACUGGACCGGAAGGAAGUGGAUAAAGCUCAUUGGUAUGUGCUAUACAACUGUGAGGAGGUGCAACCUUAUCUCAAGGAACAUGAAGAUGAGUUGAGGCAAAUAAGUAAUGCCAACCUAUAUAAAAGACAAGAAGAAGAGUUUCCUACUUGGUUUGAGAAACGAAUAACUAACAUGAGAGAAAGUGGAUUGGUGGAUGCAACUGAUAAGCUUUAUUCUCUGGCUUGUAAACCGGAUUUACGUGUUCAUACAUACACUGGUUGUAUUGUUGAUGGAGUUCGAUUUCAUACAAAAGAUCUUGACGAUCAUCGAACCACACAAAAUAGUGGGGUAUAUGUUUCUGGAGUUUUCACUGGUGGAAGUCAUGAUUAUUAUGGUGUUUUGCUAAGUAUUGUGAAGUUAACGUACUUAGAUAUGAAUCAGGUCUUCUUAUUUAAGUGUAAAUGGUUCAACACCGACGAAUCAAGUAGGGACGAAAGGAGGAGAAUGAUACGAUAUGAUUAUAAUCUUACUAGCAUUAAUACAAGCAGUACCUGGUAUGAUGAUGAACCCUUUAUACUUACUACGGAAGCACAACAAGUAUUUUAUCUUGAUGAUUAUAAGUUGGGUUCUCACUGGAAAGUCGUACAAAAGGUGCAAUUGAGACAUGUGUGGGAUGUUCCAGAGGUUGAGGAUGCCAAUGAAGAGGUAGAUGAGGAUGGUGUUGAUCCUGUGGCAAAUGAUGUUUAUCAACAAGAUGAGUUUAAUGAUAUUCAGUGGUUUGUUCAAGAAGAGGGUCUUGAAACUCCUGAAUUGCAUUUGGACGAUAUUGAGCCGGAUGUUAUUGCUUCAAAUAUUGUGAACAAUGAAUGGAUGAACGAUGGUAGGAGCGAUAAUUUCAUAAGCAAUGAUAUUGAAGAAGAAGAAUAUGAUAUUGAAGACGGUGAUGAAGAAGAAAUCAUUUCAAGCGAUGAAGAUAGUGAUUAG